GCUAUUGGCAGUAUUGAUGUAUUGGUUAAUAGUGUUGAUUAUUAUGGGAGUGCAGUGGGUAACUUAUCAACUCAAUAUCAAUUUAACAAAUAUGACUUUGAAGUUGAGGCUAUUAUUAGUAACAGUUUGUCACUGGUCAUAAUAAUUAAGGAUAAAUACAUCAAUCAACAGCCUGCUCCAAUAUCCUGUGAAUUGACUGUAACUAAUUUAACUCAAUCAUCAUCAAUGGAUUGUCUUUCUAAAAGAUUGUUUAUAUUCACUAAUGUCACUGAAGGAGAUGUGUAUAAUUAUACUGUUACUAUUACUAAUGUUGUUGGGUCUACUGUUAAGAAUGGCUCCAUAGUACUAGAACAAACGUGUCCACCAAGUGCUCAAAGUUGCUGUUCAGCUUUUCCGAUUUCUCACCAGUCUUGUUCUGUAUCAAAUACAGAAUCAAGCACACCAUCUUCCACUAUGGAAUCCUGUGGAUCGAAUUGUGUCCUUCCUUGGAUAGUUGGUGUGAUAGUUGGGACAGCAGUGGUUUCACUUUUGAUUUAGCUUUUACUUCAAAGACUUACAACAUUGUGCACUACAAGAAGCAUAAUGUCUCCCUGAGUAGAAAAUAUUAGUGUUGUAAUAGCUCUUCAUUAGUAUCAAUUCUAUUAAUAACUUAGACAUUUCAUUAGCUACAUAUGCAGAGUGUGUAUCAAUUUAGUUUUCCUUUUUGAUAGUCAAUUUAAUCAAACAACAAAACU
Amphimedon queenslandica is the source of this 734-nucleotide messenger RNA. RefSeq lists its product as uncharacterized. Lineage: Eukaryota; Metazoa; Porifera; Demospongiae; Haplosclerida; Niphatidae. The coding region runs from base 226 to 537 and encodes 103 amino acids. The record is from RefSeq and is a predicted model, not a curated record. The transcript is spliced from 6 exons.